This is a messenger RNA of Parnassius apollo (apollo), 996 nucleotides long. The record is from the annotation of a GenBank genome assembly. Lineage: Eukaryota; Metazoa; Arthropoda; Insecta; Lepidoptera; Papilionidae.
AUGAUAAUAAAAUACGAGUCUGCAAAGAUUUUUUUUCUAAAAACUCUAAGCAUUUCAAAUGGACCGGUAAAUGAAGCAUUGAAAUAUAGAGAUGAGUUGGGUAACUAUACAGGUAAGGAUGGGCGUGGUUCUCGAGUCCCAGUAAACAAAACUAACUUAGAGUCUAAACAGAAGAUCAUUGACCACAUAAACUCUUUUCCCCGGCUCGAAUCUCACUACUGCAGGAAGAAAAGUAAGCGACAGUACCUGGAGAGCAAACUGACAAUCGCUAAAAUGUACGAAUUGUAUAAAGAGCAACUAACAACAUUAAAUGAAGAACCAUGUUCUUUUUACGUCUAUAAAACAAUAUUUGGGUCUAAAUUCAAUUUGUCAUUUUUUACCCCAAAAAAAGACUUAUGCAUAACAUGCACUCGUUAUGAUAGUGCCGGACGUCCAGAACAUUUGAAGGAGGAAUAUGAUUCACAUAUUGCAAGAAAAAAUGAAGCACAGCAAGCGAAAGAAUCGGACAAACAGCGGUCUAUUAUUGAUGACAAUUACCUAGUCGUAACGGCAGACAUGCAGUCUACUUUGCAUAUACCAGUCAGUGGUGUUGGUAUUUUAUAUUACACCAGAAAAUUAAACGUACAAAAUUAUACAAUUCACACGUAUAAACCACCUCAUGAAGCAUUUUGUAUAACUUGGAAUGAGAUUAAUGAAUGUCCGACAAAAUCUACAUUUAUUACUAGAAAGAGGAGGAAACUAGAAGAACAAAAGGAUGGACAAGGGACAGAAGAACUGAUGCAAGUAUUGAAAAAUUAUAAAAUGCCACCAGCUUACUCCUCGCCGCUGCCUAUUUCAGAGGGCAAAAAGAAAGACGUCAAUAAUUUAUGUGCGAAGGGGAUAAUUCCACAAGAGCUCCACUUGUGGUAUCAGUCUUUACCAACAAGUAAAGACGUAGUAGACAGAAUUUUGGAGCCAGAUGUCACUGAGGAGGGAGAAGAAGAAGUAGUCGACUGA